Molecule: messenger RNA, 2753 nt
Organism: Sebastes umbrosus (honeycomb rockfish)
Lineage: Eukaryota; Metazoa; Chordata; Actinopteri; Perciformes; Sebastidae
Gene: tmem116
Product: transmembrane protein 116
Exons: 11
Coding region: 111-1205 (364 amino acids)
Biological process (GO): adenylate cyclase-activating G protein-coupled receptor signaling pathway
Cellular component (GO): plasma membrane
Molecular function (GO): G protein-coupled receptor activity
Source: RefSeq, a predicted model, not a curated record
UGGGCUGCAGUAUAAAGGCUGCUGCUGUCAGGCUCUCUGAAUACAUCCAUGGUCAGACUGAACUUAGAUCAUUAUCUUCAUUAUCUUCAUUAUCUUCAUUAUCUGAAUGAAUGAUGUUGGCUGCAGAGAGUCUGCAGGAGGUUUUUACCAACAGCUCUGAGAGAAACACUACCGGAGCAACGGACUGGACUCAGGUGUAUGAAGCAGUCAUGUGGAUCCAGCUCGUCAUGGCUCUGCUCAGUGUUCUGGGUUCAGGCUCCAUCAUCGUCUGUGUGAUGUUACAGAGACUCAGCCGGACGCCGGAGCUGCAGCCUCUGUUCCUGCUCAGUGUGUCCGACCUGCUGCUGGCUCUCUGCUGGCUGAUUGGAGCUGUUUUGUUCUCUCAACACUACAACCGCCACUACACACACUGCUACCACCUGCACACUGUGGAGCAGACUCUCUACAUGAGCUCCUUCUGCUGCACCCUCAACUACAUACUGAACCUCUACACAGCCAUCAGAGGCCACUUCUACAACUGCACCAACAGACACCAGCUACAGUUUUCCAGCAGAGUGACGACCGCCAGCAAAGUCUCUGCUCUGCUCUCAGGUCUGUUUCCUGUGCUGCUGAUGACACCUGUGUUUAUACAAGGAAACAUCAGCCAAUGUCAGGCCAACUUCAGCGAGCCCUACAGGUGUCUGCUAAUGCACACCGGAGCACUGUUUCUGACCUCAGAGCACCAGCAGCCAAUCAGAGCCUGCAGCCUGCUGCACACCUACCGCAUCACCGUCUUCCUUGCCACCUUCCUCCUCACGCUCCUCAGCAUCAUAGUGCUCGUGGUAAAAGCCUGUCGUAUUUACAGGCGUGUCGUCACGUCAAAUGGUUACCUGGGCAACCAGCAGCGGGCCUCCUUCCGUGUGAUGGACCGGCGGAUGCUCCUGUACCCGCUGAUCUUCGUCCUCUGUUGGGGUCCAGCGGUGGGUCUGACGUUUCUUCGGGUGGUGAAGGCGUCAGCAGCUCAGGGCGAGGUGGGCGUCGCCCUCUACAUCUCUCAGGCUUUCACCUCAGCAUCUCAGGGUUUCCUCAACUGUCUAGUCUACGGAUGGACUCAUGCACGUCUCCGCCGAGCCGGCAGGAAGGUUUUGUCUCGAGACGUGGACACUCAGACACCGCUGAUGAGGUCCCAGAAGAAGAGAAACUACCAAACACUCCGCACCGGCUGAAAGAGACAAUCUGCAAGUGAAAGUGAGCAGGGAAAGUCUGAACUUUCACUUUCACUGAGAGGGAAAACACCGCGGCGGCGUCUCUGAAGAGGACGACGACAUCCAUCUCUGGUCCUGAACCACUGAGGCCAGAAAAAGGGAAGGAGGAGGGGAGUUUACAACAAGAGAAAACACGACAAAGAAAACAGGAUCUGAAAGAGAUGAGACUGAAAUCACUCACAGGUGGUUAUCCAGGUCCCAUGACCCCUCUGAGUCGACCGAUCAUUUAACAGCUUUGACAUUAAAGGAAUUCAACUCUUUCAGAACUUUAAGGAGUUUAAACUAAAGAAGCAGGUUUACUAAUUUAUGGGAUAACUGAAGCAUCAUGGGGCUUUUUAAGGAAUAUCUUUAUCAAUAAUGCUUAAAAACUCAGUGCUUCUGUUUCAUCGUGUUGGCCUAAGCUCUGCAGAGAGACGUCUUCAGAAAUCACUCACCUGAAGAAGAAAGAUGUUCUGCACUCUGAUCGGUUGAAGCUCUGCCGUUAUGUUGCUGAAUGCACUCAACGCUUACGUUCUGCAUUUUGUCAAAUUAUAAUUAAAAUAUCGACAGUUAUGAAAAUGCUUUUCGUGACUGAUUUCAGUAUUAAUUAAAUUUAAUUAAAGCGCCAAAAUCUCCAGAUACAACGAGUCGUUGUGCUGCGUUGCUGCUGAUCAACCGUGCAGAAACAAAGCGAGGCCGUCACAGCACAUGACCACAUGACAAGCGCUUCAUUCACAGAAAUGCCGCCUGACGCAGCAGCCUGACCUCACUCAUUAUGUGAUCCCCCCCUCCCACUCGCUGUGGGCGUUUCACCAGAAGAAAAACAAUGAACAUCCUCUUUGAUCAGACCUCAACUCAUCUGAAAUACUGAAGUUCAUAAUGUCACUGCAGGAAGACGUCACUGCACAUCAAUCACAACUGAAAUCAGUGAAAUGUCAACUUUCUGAACGUGAUAUUAAAUUAUUUGCAUAGAAGAAACAAAACAAGUAGAAGAGAUCACCAUCAGAUAGAAAUCCACUGUAGAAGAUACAAAACAUCCAAUGAUACUAAUGAAAGGUUUGACUCAAGGAUGAUGUACUUUCCUCAAUAUAUUUCAACUGUACAUUUAUUAUCAUGUUGGAUGUAAAGCUACUUUCUUUAUUUCAUAUUGUACGUCUUUCAUAUAAAACAGAUGAAGCAACUCCUACUGCUGCAGGUUGUGUUGGUGCUGAUUGUACACUACGUUUUAUGAUGCAUUGUGGGAUAAUUUUAGACACUAUUGGACUAUAAAGGGAAUAAUGAAUGAUUUGAGACACAAACUAAAGGUGUGUUCAUUUUAGCAGUUACAGAUUAAUAGGUGGAUCAUGGAUCCUGAAUGAGCCGACAUGGGCUCAGAUGCAUAGAAUCAGGGGGACCUGGACCAGAGCCAAUGGUCGAAGUGAGUCAGUGUUAAUAAUUUGAGUUGGAAAACAAAUAAAAUGACAUGAAAGACAAGCAAAAUGACUACAGGGAGAUGCAAAACAACUACAAAGAGACGCAAAACAACUAUAA